AUGGUCAAGGAGACCAAGCUCUACGAUCAAUUAGGCGUCUCCUCAUCCGCCACGCAAGAUGAAAUUAAGAAGGCCUAUCGCAAGGCGGCGUUGAAAUGGCAUCCGGAUAAGAACAAAGACAAUCCGUCUGCUUCCGAAAAAUUCAAGGAGGUCUCACAGGCGUACGAAAUCCUCUCCGACCCCGAGAAACGCAAGACAUAUGAUCAAUUUGGCCUCGAGUUCCUGCUGCGCGGCGGCGCUCCUCCCCCAGAGGGCGGGGGUGGGCCCGGCGCAAACCCCUUCGAAGCAGGCGGCGGUGGCUUCCCAUUUGCGAGCUCGGGCGGUAUGCCCGGAGGCACAAGAACGUUUCAUUUCUCGACGGGUAGUGGAGGAGGUGGAUUCCAUUUCUCGAACCCGGAGAGCAUAUUCUCGGAAUUCCUGCGCGGUGGAGGCGCGAGUUUCGCCGACGAUGACGACCUUGGAGGCUUUGGAAUGGGUGGUAUGCCCGGUGGUAUGCCUGGCGGUAUGCCUGGCAUGGGCGCGUCUGGGCGCUCGAAACGGGGACCCGGCGGAAGUCGAUUUGAUGGCGGACGUCGGGCGCCGACACCUGAGGUUACAGUUGUUGAGAAGGACCUCCCGGUUAGCCUGGAAGAGCUUUUUAACGGCACGACGAAGAAGAUGAAAAUUAAGCGGAAGACGUAUGAUCAGGCAACUGGGAAACAGAGUACGCAAGAUCGGAUUCUGGAGGUGCCGAUCAAGAAGGGGCUGAAGGCGGGCAGUAAGAUCAAGUUCUCGGACGUGGGGGAUCAGGUCGAAGGUGGAACGCAGGAUCUGCAUUUCAUUGUCAAAGAGAAACCUCACCCCCUCUUCAAACGUGAAGGCGACGACAUUUUGCACACCAUCGACAUCGACCUGAAAGAAGCUUUGACCGGCUGGCGCCGAACAGUCCAAACGAUUGACGGCAAACAACUCCAAGUCAGUAACGGCGGUCCAACAGGCCCCACCUUUGAAGAACGGUACCCGAGUCUCGGCAUGCCGAAAAGCAAGAAGCCGGCGGAACGGGGCGAUUUCGUGGUCGGUGUCAGAAUUAAGUUUCCUACGACGUUGACGCAGACUCAGAAGGAUGUGUUGAGAGAUGUUUUGUAA
Lindgomyces ingoldianus is the source of this 1125-nucleotide messenger RNA. Its product is annotated as DnaJ-domain-containing protein. The coding region runs from base 1 to 1125 and encodes 374 amino acids. The transcript is spliced from 4 exons. Lineage: Eukaryota; Fungi; Ascomycota; Dothideomycetes; Pleosporales; Lindgomycetaceae. Gene Ontology annotation, molecular function: protein-folding chaperone binding. Gene Ontology annotation, cellular component: cytosol. The record is from RefSeq and is a predicted model, not a curated record. Gene Ontology annotation, biological process: translational initiation.